Prorocentrum cordatum is the source of this 1236-nucleotide messenger RNA. Lineage: Eukaryota; Dinophyceae; Prorocentrales; Prorocentraceae. The record is from the annotation of a GenBank genome assembly.
AUGGGCGUCGUGCUAGGCUGCGGCGGGCACUGCGAGGAGUGCGCCGCGAACUGCGGCAGGGCCCCCGGCUCUGGCUGUCUGUCGGCCCAUCCGAACAAGCCCGUGGCGCACACGCUGAGCGUCGCGCAGGACGGCCUCGACAUUCCGCUCUCCGCGCCGCAGCGGUACAACCUUGCUGGCAUCGACUGUCCUAUAGCACAGGCCGUGUGCAGCGACUACGAGCUCCGGCCCGGUCACGGCGCAGACGACGGGCUCUUCGAGGACGCGGCGCGCAGCUUCGCGGAGCUCUCGGACCAGGUGCUGCCUUUCCCAGACUGCGUUUCUGCAGGCCGAGGCACCGACGUACCCAAUCUCGGUCAGCGCAAGGCCAUCGCAGCGCUCGAGGACGAAUGCCGCUUCAACGCGGGCGCGGUGCAGAAGGUCCGCCUGCUCUCAAAUGCAUAUGACCACUGGCGAUCAGUCCGUGGAGACGGGAACUGCUAUUACAGGACGGUCGCCUUUGGCGUCCUGGAGUCCCUCGCCUGCGCUGGCGAGUGGCAGAGGCUGGAGAAGGUGGUCGCGACCCUCAGGGAAGUCGACUACGAGGAAGGCUCGGAUGAGCAGCGCGCCCACGCCCAGCUGCUCCGGCGGCUGUCCUCCCGCGACGACCUCCUUCAGCUCGAGGCCUGGGUGGCCCAGGACGCGGAGCUUGACCAGGCGCUGAUCCGCGCGUGCCGGCGCCUGGCGAGGCUGUUCCUCGUCCGCAACGGUGACCGGCAGUCGCCGAGCGGCGCCACGUACGCCGAGCUCGUGCACGCCGAGUCGUACGCGGGGGUCGAGGACUACUGCGCGAGCGUCGUGGACCCGAUGGGGCGCGACGCGGAGACGCUGGCCUGCUACGCGCUGCCGCUGAUGCUGGGCGUCGGCGUGCGCACCUGGAUCCUGGACCGCCGCGACGCGGUGGACCUGGUCAGCUGGGACGCGCUCGGCCCCGGCGGGGAGGUCGACGUGCACGUGCUCUUCAAGCCCGGGCACUACGACCUGCUCUACCCGCGCGCCGGCAGGGACCGCGGCGGCCGCGAGUUCGAGGUGCUCGAGGACCCCGUGCCCGCCUGCUUCCUCCCCGAGCCUCGCCCAGGCCCGUGCUCCGUGGCGCGGGCCGGCCCUGCGAUGCCCAGCGCGGCACCCGCGAACACGCCGCGGUCUCUGGUCGGCGAGGCUCUCGGCUGGCUCACGCGGGGGCCGUUCCCGCUGUGA